Messenger RNA from Mangifera indica (mango), 2451 nucleotides. RefSeq names its product ABC transporter G family member 21. Gene Ontology annotation, molecular function: ATP binding; ABC-type transporter activity; ATP hydrolysis activity. Gene Ontology annotation, cellular component: membrane. The record is from RefSeq and is a predicted model, not a curated record. The transcript is spliced from 5 exons. Bases 218 to 2245 code for a protein of 675 amino acids. Lineage: Eukaryota; Viridiplantae; Streptophyta; Magnoliopsida; Sapindales; Anacardiaceae.
UGUUUGCUUUGUAGUAAUGGUUAAGUCUAGUACUGUGCCGUGAAUAAUCACCACCUACGGCUCUACUUCUCGUGCCUUCUCCUCACUUUAUAAUCACAUGACUCUGUUGUUGCAUGUGAUCAGCUUUCUCUCUUCUCCAUUUACUCUUCGGUCAAUCACAAUUUCUCUUCAUCUUCAUCUUCUUCUUCUUCUUUCUUUUCUCUCAUAAUCUGUCGCAAUGAUGCCCCCUGAUCGGCAAGAAAAUAACACCAUUAAUCUCACUAACCGAACCGACAACGUUUUGGUUCAUGCUGAACCAUCCAUGUCUGCCAACAAUGUAAGCCCAUAUUCUGAGGAUCCAAUCUCAGCCCAAAGACGAGAAGCAACCCCAGCUAGAUUUUCCAUUCUUCGUCAAUCCUUACACCCCGUAACACUCAAGUUUAAAGAUGUCGCAUAUACAAUUAGCUUGACCACCAGCAAGGGAACAAACUAUUUCGCUUCAAAUCAUCCCAAGGCGACAAGAAAUGUACUCAAUGGCGUCAGUGGUAUUGUUAAACCUGGUGAGUUGCUAGCAAUGCUCGGUCCGUCUGGCAGCGGCAAGACGACUCUUUUAACCGCUCUUGCAGGUCGCUUACCGGGAAAGGUUUCAGGCACAAUUACAUACAAUGGUCAAGCAUUUUCUAGCUCUGUGAAACGCAAAACAGGCUUUGUUACACAAGAUGAUGUGUUGUAUCCACACCUCACUGUGCUAGAGACGCUAACAUAUGCUGCUUUGUUAAGGCUACCAAAGAAUCUCUCUAGAGAAAAGAAGAUCGAACAGGUUGAGUUGGUUAUCGUGCAGCUUGGUUUAACAAGAUGCAGAAAUAAUGUAGUGGGAGGACCUCUCUUUCGCGGAGUAUCCGGCGGUGAACGUAAGAGGGUUAGUGUUGGACAAGAGAUGUUGGUUAAUCCGAAUUUAUUGUUACUUGAUGAACCUACUUCAGGGCUUGAUUCCACCACGGCUCAGCGCAUUGUGGCUACAUUAAGAGGCCUGGCAAGAGGUGGGAGGACCGUGAUUACAACAAUUCAUCAACCUUCAAGCAGAUUGUACAGGAUGUUUGAUAAGGUGGUCGUUUUAUCUGAGGGUUGCCCCAUUUAUAGCGGCCUUGCAAGUCAAGCCAUGGAGUAUUUUGGUUCCAUAGGAUACGUGUCUGGCUUCAAUUUCUUAAACCCAGCUGAUUUUCUGCUUGAUCUUGCUAAUGGUAUAGCUCCAGAUGUAAAACAGGAUGAUCAGCAGGAGUUUCACGGCAGAUUAGAUAACCAUGAUGAUCAAAAUUCAACUAAAGAGUUUCUAAUUUCAUCCUACAGAAAGAACCUGCAUCCCGCCUUACAGGCAGAGAUUCGCCAGAAUUCCCAAGAUCCUAGUCUUUCUACAUCAGGAGUAUCCUCAUCAAGAAGGUGUAAGAAUCAAUGGACCACCACCUGGUGGGAACAGUUUAAAGUGCUGCUGAGAAGGAGUUUACAGGAGAGGAGACAUGAAUCAUAUUCAGGCUUAAGAAUUUUCCAGGUCAUGUCUGUUGCAAUUCUUUCAGGCCUCUUAUGGUGGCAUUCUGACACUUCUCAUAUACAAGAUCAGGUUGGACUCCUCUUUUUCUUCUCCAUCUUUUGGGGAUUCUUCCCUUUGUUCAAUGCUAUAUUUGCCUUCCCUCAAGAGCGACCAAUGCUUGUUAAAGAACGUUCAUCCGGCAUGUACCGUCUCUCUUCCUAUUACUUUGCAAGGAUGGCUGGUGACUUACCGAUGGAGCUAGUUCUCCCAACUAUCUUUGUCACUGUUACAUAUUGGAUGGGAGGUCUUAAGCCUUCAUUGAUAACAUUUUUAUUGACCCUUUUCAUCAUCCUUUUCAAUGUGCUAGUCUCUCAAGGGCUGGGCCUCGCACUUGGGGCCAUUCUUAUGGAUGUAAAGCAGGCCACAACACUGGCUUCAGUGACAAUGCUUGUGUUUUUACUAGCCGGCGGCUACUACAUUCAGCACAUUCCACCAUUCAUAGCUUGGUUGAAGUACAUUUCUUUUAGUUACUACUGUUAUAAGCUUCUGUUGGGAGUUCAGUACUCAGUAAAUGAAGUUUAUGAGUGUGGAUUAGGCAUGCAUUGCAGAGUAAUGGAAUUUCCAGCCAUUAAGUAUCUUGGUCUCAACAAUUUAUGGUGGGAUGUAGCGGCUUUGACAAUAAUGCUGGUGGGCUACAGGGUUUUGGCUUAUGCUGCUCUUAAAAUGGGACAACCUCACUGACUAAUAAUAUCUGAAAAAUAAUAAUAACUGAUGAAGAUGCUCCGCUAUUUGAUGGCUAGUGAUGUACUCUGAUUGAAAAUAAUGAUUUUAGUUCUUUGAUUUCAGCUCCGGUAAAUGUAAAUUGGAUUGAAUCAUGAGAAUGAUUCAUGAAGCAAUGUAAUUUACCCAAUUUUAUGAAACUUGUGGUUCAGAUUUGUGUUGGAAAA